AUGAAUAAAGGUGUAGACCACAAGAAGAGCAAACUCUGUUUCCCUCUGGUACCCCAAGUUUACGUAAAAGGCGGCGGUGAUGGGCCCUUUAUCGUCAAACGCAAGCUGCUCAGCGGGUUCUACGCCUUGCAGACAAGAUUACCGGAUAAUCGCACGGUGACACAUCGUUGUAUGGGAAGGUACAACGUCGAGGAUUACAGGUUGUGGCGGGAAGAGGAACUCAGUCGAGCGCCAUGGGGUCGCAAGAAGGAGGAGAUGCCACCAGCGUACGAGGCCUCGUCAUCGUCCUUCAUCGGGACCUCCAGGGUACGAUGA
This is a messenger RNA of Letharia columbiana, 315 nucleotides long. RefSeq lists its product as uncharacterized. Bases 1 to 315 code for a protein of 104 amino acids. Lineage: Eukaryota; Fungi; Ascomycota; Lecanoromycetes; Lecanorales; Parmeliaceae. The transcript is spliced from 3 exons. The record is from RefSeq and is a predicted model, not a curated record.